UAGGUUAUUUUUAUUUAUUUCUGUGAAUGUGAUUUUCAUAAUAGCGAAAAAUUCAUGUUAUUUGACUUUCAAUUAUACGACUUACUCUUCAAUAACAAAUGAGUUCCCAAUGGGAUAGCAUGUUUACGUUUUCGUCGUUUUAAAAGUUAUCCUGAGGAAUUAUUGUCGUUGUGAAUGGAACAUUUUUCUUUCCCGAUGCGGCCUGAAACAAAUUUAAGUAAUAAUUCUGCACAAUGAGUUCAUCUAGGGAACCCAAUGAAAUUGGGAAUAUACUUUCUGGAAGAGAAGUGGCAAAUGAAAUACGCAAUGCUCUAACCUCUGAGGUAACAAAACUAUGUGAAGAAUUGCCUGGUUUCAAGCCUGGUUUGGCCAUUGUACAAGUUGGUGCUCGAGAAGACUCUAAUGUUUACAUCCGCAUGAAAGUAAAAGCUGCUAGUCAGAUUGGAAUAGAAGCCACUCAUGUAAAAUUACCAAGGACAAUCACUGAAGCAGAGCUUCUGAUGAAACUGAAUAAACUGAAUGGUGAUCCAAAUAUCCAUGGGAUAAUUGUACAGAUGCCACUGGAUGCAGACUGUCCUAUAGACUCCCACAUCAUUACUGAUGCUGUAUCUCCAGAAAAAGAUGUAGAUGGACUGAAUACAAUUAAUGAAGGAAGACUUGCUGUUGGGGAUCUGUCUGGGUUCCUACCAUGCACACCAAAUGGGGUCAUGGAGCUUAUAAAGAGGUAA
Molecule: messenger RNA, 728 nt
Organism: Cryptotermes secundus
Lineage: Eukaryota; Metazoa; Arthropoda; Insecta; Blattodea; Kalotermitidae
Product: C-1-tetrahydrofolate synthase, cytoplasmic
Exons: 5
Coding region: 234-728 (164 amino acids)
Biological process (GO): tetrahydrofolate interconversion
Cellular component (GO): cytosol
Molecular function (GO): methylenetetrahydrofolate dehydrogenase (NADP+) activity; methenyltetrahydrofolate cyclohydrolase activity
Source: RefSeq, a predicted model, not a curated record